Molecule: messenger RNA, 2518 nt
Organism: Colletotrichum scovillei
Lineage: Eukaryota; Fungi; Ascomycota; Sordariomycetes; Glomerellales; Glomerellaceae
Exons: 1
Coding region: 428-2305 (625 amino acids)
Source: RefSeq, a predicted model, not a curated record
GAACGAGACACGAGAGCGGAAGAAUGGAAAAGACGAGACACGGAGACUGAGUUUGGUGGCGCUUGCUGUAGGAAACUCUGUGUUGGCCCAAGGCAUGCAAACUCAUCUUGUCACUCAGGAGACAAUGCCCCAUGGCAAGGGAGAGAGGUAUGGCCCAUGGGCAGACUGGAGCUGCCAGAGACGCCAGAGACAUCGUUUACGAUGAGAUGAAUAUUUGCCUGACAUGAGGGAAGCAAAGGGAGUUUCCAGAAGGUAUAAGAAAGACAAGAUUCUCCAGCUUCUGUCCAACUUUUCUUUCCCUCCUCACCCUCAUCAUCAUUACACUCCGCAUCCUUAGCUCCUCUCUUCCUCUCUCUUUACCUCGUUUCACUCGUUUACGACCCGAGGUCUAGUCAUUCUUUUACUUGCUUUCGUCACUCGCUUAGUCAUGCGUCGCACGGCUCUCGUCGCCCUCAUGGGCCAGUUGGUUAUGGGACAGAGUUCUUCUCCCUUGUUCCCCAACACCACCACGACCUCCACCACUCGCAGCUCGUCGCUCACCACCUCGUCCUUCUCCACAACCCUCUCGGGUUCCACGUCGGUGACCACCAUCCAGACCACCUCAACUGGCCAGACGACAAUCAGCAGUCUGACCACCUCCACUGGCUCGGACACCACUCUGACGACUGAGGUCCCCAUCACCACUUCCGACAUUGUCUCGACCAUUGACACCACCAGCAGCUCCGAGGUGCCUCCCAUCACCACCGAUGAGUCGACUACGAUUGACACCGCUACCGCCACUGGCACUGGCACCGAGACCAGCUCGACUUCGUCGUCUGCCACCCCGUCUGCCACCGUCAUCCCCAACCCCAGCAACGUUGGCAACUUCUCCCUCCUUGGCUGCUUCGGCUCUACCACUGGUUUCCCUACCUUCGACCUGGUCCUGUCUGCCUCUUCCAUGACCCUCGAGCUUUGCGUCGCUUCCUGCCCCGCUGGAAAGCGCUACGCCGGUCUGUUUGGCUCUGACUGCUUCUGCGGUGACAUCGUCAGCGAUGCCACUGCCACCCGUGUCUCUGAGGAUAGAUGCAACAUCGCUUGCCCUGGCAACUCUGGCGAGCGCUGUGGUGGCCGCAACACCAGCGGAUCCCUGAAGCGCCAGCUUAUCUCUGCUGAGAUCCUGUUGACCAUCUACAUCCGUGUUGAUGGCGGUAUCGAUGUCACCACCACUGCCACCGUCACCACCACCUUCACUGCCACCACCACCGCCACCAUCGAUGGUACCGCUUCCACCGGCGUCACCACUGUCACCACCACCUACUGCCCUCUGUGCCAGGACUGCCAGGGUCCCUUCUGCUACAAGCCCACUCCCAACCCGUGCUCCAACGGCAAGUGCUUCGGCGUUCCCUGCUACGGUGAUGACUGCUACAAGAAGAUUGUUGCCUACGGUGACUACUGCGGUUUCGACUACCCCUGCUACGGUGCCGACUGCCAGCGCCGUCUCGUCUGGGUUGAUGGCACCUGGCACCCUGAGGUCUGCUCCGGAUACGACUGCGGCCGCAAGAUCAAGUGUGUCUCCGGCAAGUGCGACUAUGUCAUCAAGGGAUCCGACUUCGACUCCGAGAAGAUUGUCUGCUACGGCAACGUUUGCAAGGUCGAGUCCUGCUCCGGCGAUGAGUGCAACAAGAAGUACGUCUGCAAGGACAACUCCUGCGUCUUCGAGUCCUGCCCGUACGCAGAUGCCAACAAGAAGUACGAGUACAAGAACGACAAGUACAUCGAGGUCAAGGGCUGCAACGGCUCCUGCCCCGUUCCCCAGCCUCCUUGCUCCGGCGACUCCUGCAAGGUUGUCAUCCCCGUUCCUCCCGUCACCACUGUUGGCUGCGAUGGCACCACCUGCAGCACCAUUGUCAUCCCCCAGCCCCCCGUCACCAAGACUCCCUACGUCCCGGCCACCGAGACCAAGCCCGCCGCCAACCCCCCUGCCACCGGUGCUCCCCCCGCUGGUGCUCCCCCGGCCGGCUCUCCUCCCGCUGGUGCUCCUCCCGCUGGUGCUCCUCCCGCUGGUACCCCUCCUGCCGGUGCUCCUCCUGCUGGCACUCCUCCUGCCGGUGCUCCCCCUGCUGGCACUCCCCCUGCCGGUGCCCCUCCCGCCGGUGCCCCUCCUGCUGGAGCUCCCCCGGCCAACUCUGCUGCUCCCCCCGCGGGCGGCAACCCCACCGGCACCGCCACUGCCAAGCCCCCCGUCGUCACGGCCGGCACCAGCAAGUUCGCUGCCAGCUUCGGCGCUCUUGCCUUCAGCGUUCUUGCUGCCGCUGUUCUUCUGUAAGGGACUCGUCUGAGCAUGGAUGGAUAUUCUCUUCUCUUGACUCUACUAUGGGUCUGUUAAUGGUUAUCAGUGGUGGUUUGUGGUAGGGGAAGUGGUUUUCUUCGAUAGUGGCCUAGCGGUUUUUGGGAGCAUCUUCGGAUCUCUCUGCUCGGCUAUGGAUGGACCUUUGACAAACGAUUUGACGAUAUAGAUAAUAAAGCGUGUGUUUCGCCA